AUGCCUCCACCUGCUAGAAUCAAUGGCGAGACAAGACCUCUACUCGAUCGGCAACACGAGUCCGAGCUCGUUGAUCUGAGCAGCUUGGACCAUCCACUCAAUCCCGUGAAUAUACCUGCCUGGAGAAAAUGGGCCGGUGCAAGCGUUUUGGGUGCCAUGACAUUUGUCGUGGCUUUUGCCAGUGCCGCCUUCAAUGCAGCCAUCCCGGUGGCUGCCGUCGAGUUUCACGUUAAGCCCGAAACAAUGGCUUUGGGCACAUCGCUUUUUGUCUUUGGUUUCGCGACCGGUCCAAUUGUAAUGGGUCCAGCUUCUGAGGUGUAUGGGCGCAAACUGCCAUUUUUCCUAGGUUAUGUGUUGUUUGUCCUGAGUCAAAUCCCAGUUGCAUUGGGGCAUGAUGCUCACACCGUUCUCAUUUUCCGAUUCCUCGGUGGCGUCACGUCUUCUGUCUGCCCUGCUAUCACUGGUGGAUGGUUGGCCGAUUUUCUCUUACCCGUUGAACGUGGAGUUGCCGUCGCCAUCUUUGCCGCCACAACCCUGGUCGGACCGAGCAUGGGUGCCAUUAUCAGCCAGAUUCAGUUGCAGACCGUCAUGGGGUGGCGUUUGACUGCUUGGACAACAAUGAUCCUGGGUAUCUUUUGUGGUCUUGCCGGGUUCAUUAUUCUUCCCGAGACAUAUUUGCCAGUUGUUGAAAAGCAGUAUGCCCACAGACUACGGCAACAAACAAAAAAUUGGGCUUUACAUUCUAGAAUGGAUGAGAAGCCCGUGAGUAUUCGCGAUUUUCUCACCAGAUACCUCACGUUGCCGAUUUCCAUGCUCAUUUUAGAGCCCAUCCUCUUCUCAAUGACAGUUUACAUAUCAUUCACAUUCGGAUUGAUCUAUCUUCUAUUUGUUGCUUAUCCCAUAAGCUUUGUUCAAGAAAGAGGGUAUGGUGCAGUAGAAGGCACAUUGCCACUCUUGUCUAUCUGCCUAGGAAUUAUAAUUGGCGCUUUCUACGCCUCGUGGUAUACACUUACGACGGUUCAAAAGAAAGCAGCCGGUGGAAACACUCUGAUUCCGGAGGAUCGCUUGCGCCCUAUGAUUGUCGGCGCACUCUCACUUGCGAUUGGCCUGUUCUGGUUUGCUUGGACAUCUUCUCCUGACAUAAGUCCGUGGCCUCAGACUUUAGCCGGUAUCCCCAUUGGCAUCGGAGUUCAGGUUAUUCUUUUGCAAUCGUUGGCGUACCUGAUUGACAUAUAUACAACCGGAGCAGCUUCCGCUAUUUCAGGUACUAUGAUUGUGCGUUCGCUUGUCGGAGGAACAUUCCCACUUUUCGCACCUGAGAUGUACCACAAAUUUGGUGUCUUCUGGGCCACAAAUAUGCUCGGUAUCUUUGCUCUUGCGCUUGUACCCAUCCCGGUGGCCUUUUUAUUCUAUGGCGCAAAAAUAAGGUCUAUGGGUAGGUACAGCAGUUGA
Molecule: messenger RNA, 1452 nt
Organism: Penicillium manginii
Lineage: Eukaryota; Fungi; Ascomycota; Eurotiomycetes; Eurotiales; Aspergillaceae
Exons: 3
Coding region: 1-1452 (483 amino acids)
Biological process (GO): transmembrane transport
Cellular component (GO): membrane
Molecular function (GO): transmembrane transporter activity
Source: RefSeq, a predicted model, not a curated record